UGUAAAUCUGCUCCGGAAUAUGUCUUGAGCGUUAUGGACACCAUUCUCUUGUCUAUAAGUGUGUAUAUCAACAGUUCUAUGUUCCUUAAGCAAAAGCAGACCUCGCUUAAGGCAGCCAGUAAUUCCACAGAGGAAACAGUGGUUCAUCCUAUCCCGACAUUGUUCCAGUUCCCGACAUUGUUCCAGUUGCUUGGCCCAACUCCUUUCCAGAAGGCAGAAUUUACGCCUGGUGACUUGUACACGAGAAAGAGCCCUUUAGACCAAAAGGACAGUUCUGGGCUUUGUGCCUCAAUUGUACAUGCAAAUAAGCAUAAAAAUCCUACUAGAAAUGAAGAUGAAGUUGAAAACAAGGAAUGUAUUUCGGAUGCUGAGGUUGAUACUCUCUUUAGUCUUUACUAUAUAUGA
This is a messenger RNA of Rosa chinensis, 405 nucleotides long. RefSeq names its product DNA repair protein RAD5A-like. The transcript is spliced from 4 exons. NCBI's taxonomy places the organism in Eukaryota, Viridiplantae, Streptophyta, Magnoliopsida, Rosales, Rosaceae. The record is from RefSeq and is a predicted model, not a curated record. Bases 34 to 405 code for a protein of 123 amino acids.